AUGACUGGACGCGGCAAAGGUGGCAAGGGCCUCGGAAAGGGUGGUGCCAAGCGACACCGAAAGAUUCUCAGAGAUAACAUCCAAGGCAUAACAAAGCCAGCCAUCAGACGUCUCGCCCGUAGAGGUGGUGUCAAGCGUAUUUCUGCCAUGAUCUACGAAGAGACACGAGGUGUACUCAAGACUUUCCUCGAAUCAGUCAUCAGAGACGCAGUCACAUACACAGAACACGCAAAGAGGAAGACAGUUACCUCUUUGGAUGUUGUCUACGCUUUGAAGCGACAGGGACGAACCUUGUAUGGUUUCGGUGGUUAG
Molecule: messenger RNA, 312 nt
Organism: Lithohypha guttulata
Lineage: Eukaryota; Fungi; Ascomycota; Eurotiomycetes; Chaetothyriales; Trichomeriaceae
Product: Histone H4
Exons: 2
Coding region: 1-312 (103 amino acids)
Biological process (GO): nucleosome assembly
Cellular component (GO): nucleosome
Molecular function (GO): DNA binding; protein heterodimerization activity; structural constituent of chromatin
Source: RefSeq, a predicted model, not a curated record